This is a messenger RNA of Schistocerca nitens (vagrant locust), 553 nucleotides long. Its product is annotated as galactoside 2-alpha-L-fucosyltransferase Sec1-like. NCBI's taxonomy places the organism in Eukaryota, Metazoa, Arthropoda, Insecta, Orthoptera, Acrididae. The record is from RefSeq and is a predicted model, not a curated record. Gene Ontology annotation, cellular component: membrane. Gene Ontology annotation, molecular function: galactoside 2-alpha-L-fucosyltransferase activity. The coding region runs from base 140 to 553 and encodes 137 amino acids. The transcript has 3 exons. Gene Ontology annotation, biological process: carbohydrate metabolic process.
UUUCCGGGCGGUAAUACAGGACGCAGCCAACAAAAAACUGGAUAAUAUCACAAGCGAAACGGCCCACAAAACUGGUUUCAACAAGACUCAGGUGUGCACAGUCGGGGUUCACGUACGCAGAACGGACUACGGGCAAUACAUGAGGAAGCGGUUCCACCUGCAGCAGGAGGCCGGCCCCGCCUACUACGAGGCCGCAGCUGCAGCCAUGUUGGCAGAUCUGCACAGCGAGUGCGCCGCUGUCGCCUUUGCAGUCACCAGCGAUGACAGCCAGUGGUGCCAACAGCAUCUGCUGCCUGCCCUCACCAGGAAGGCCUCAGCAGAUGCGGCCGCCAGCGUGGGGUUCUUGAUGUCAUCGAAGAGGCCUGCGGACGACCUGUGCCUUCUGUCCUCGUGCCAGCACCUCAUCAUGGCCUACGGCACCUUCGGGAUGACCGCGGCCAUCCUGUCCGGCGGCCGGACCAUCUUGUACGACACAGCCCACCACGGUGCUCACCCACAGCCUGCCCCUCAGAUGAUGACAUCACUGGUCCCUCACUGGCGUCUCAUUCCAUAG